CGCUCUGGGCUCGCGCGGUUUGGAACGGUGCGGCGGGUUCCUCAUGGAGGCUCCCGGGACGCCAGGCGGCGGGGUCUUGAAAGAUGUAGUGGCCUAUGUGGAAGUCUGGUCGGUAAAUGGAACCGAGAAUUAUUCGAAGACGUUUACCAACCAGCUUGUGGACAUGGGGGCAAAGGUUUCAAAAACUUUUAACAAACAAGUGACUCACGUGGUGUUCAAAGAUGGCUACCAGAGCACUUGGGACAAGGCGCAGAAGAGAGGGGUGAAGCUCGUCUCCGUGCUCUGGGUCGAAAAAUGCAGGACAGCUGGAGCACACAUCGAUGAGUCGCUGUUCCCCGCAGCCAACACCAGGGAACGCUUACCAAGCCUAAUUAAAAAAAGACGUAAGUGUAUGCAGCCCAAAGAUUUUAUUCCUAAGAUGCCAGAACAUGAUAAAAGACUUCAGAAGAAAUUUCAGAAAAUGGCUACAGAGCUCCAGAGGCAGAAAACAACGCUGGAUAAUGAUGUCCCUGUUCUCCUAUUUGAGUCCAAUGGCUCGCUGACCUACAGUCCCACAAUGAAAAUUUACAGCGGCCAGCACAGCGCCAUGGAGAAGAGGCUGCGGCAGAUGAAGGAGAAGAGAGAGCGCCUGUCGCCCACCUUGUCCCAGAUGCUCGAGAAGUCUCGCGAUGACCCAGUUAACUCCCCGUGUGGAGCUUGGAACAUUUCAUCAGAUACUUUGUGUUUGGGUGUUAAAAACGGACCAACAAGGGAUGAAGUGUUAGGUGGCUCAUUGGAAGGCUGUCAGGACCUCUCCAGACCUCAUGAGGAAUCGAAGGAAAGAGAGAAAGGCCAAAAGCCAACAAGAACAUUAGUCAUGACGAGCAUGCCGUCUGAGGAUCUCAGAACAUGUAAAUGUGAUACAGUUCAGCCCUUUGGUUUCCCAUGUAAAGAAGUAGGUCUUGCGCACGGACGUACGAGAGACGGCUGGAGACAACACGCAGGAGCCCUGGGAGGUGGACGGGCAGGUGCCGUCUGCGCAGGCACGUCCAGGGUCCAGGAGCAGCCUCUUUCCCUUCACAACAGUCUUUGGAGAGGAGAGAAAGUCACCUCUGAACUCGCUGUAACACAGAACAUCGUCAUCCAGGUCGUGAACACACUUAAAGGCUUGUCGCUCGCCCAGGAAGUGUGUGAGACCACUACCCACGUGCUCGUGGGCAAGCCGCUCCGGACUCUGAACGUGCUGCUGGGAAUCGCCCGAGGCUGCUGGGUUCUCUCCUACGAAUGGGUACUGUGGUCUUUGGAACUGGGUCAUUGGAUUUCCGAAGAGCCAUUUGAACUUUCUAACUACUUCCCUGCAGCUCCUCUCUGCCGCCUGGAGCGCCGGUUAUCCGCGGGGCAGUACCAGGGAAGGCUGUUUGCCGACCAGCCCGUGAUGUUCAUCGCCCCGGCCAGCAACCCCCCCAGACCCAAGCUGUGGGAGCUGGUCCUCCUCUGUGGGGGUCAGGUCACCAGAACCCCGGGCCAGGCGGCCAUCUUCAUCGGACCCUCGCAAGGAAAGAGGAAGGCGACCGUCAAGUACCUGUCGGAAACGUGGAUCCUAGAUUCCAUCACUCAGCACCAGGUCUGUGCCUCUGAAAAGUACCUGCUGCUUCAGUGACGGAGCCCUCGGUCAGCACAGGCCACUGCCAGCAGCUCACAGAGUUUUCUUGGACAUUCACAUGAGCAAAACCUGAAGAGAGGGGAAGGACACGGAAACGAUGCCUUUUGACACCAUCACCUGUUUGCCUUGUGGUUUUUAUAUAAAGAAGCUCUUUUAUGCAACUUCCUGUUGAUUGGAUGUGUUUUAAAGAAGCACUGGCCAGCCUACUGGGGCCUUUUCUGUAUACUGCCAAUCUUAGUGUUUUAAUCAUGAUCAUGAUUGAAAGCUCACAGAACCUCGGUCAUUAAAGCACCCGUAGUGUUAAA
Messenger RNA from Suricata suricatta (meerkat), 1947 nucleotides. It is a transcript of the gene MCPH1, whose product is annotated as microcephalin 1. Gene Ontology annotation, biological process: DNA repair; mitotic cell cycle. NCBI's taxonomy places the organism in Eukaryota, Metazoa, Chordata, Mammalia, Carnivora, Herpestidae. The record is from RefSeq and is a predicted model, not a curated record. The transcript is spliced from 14 exons. Gene Ontology annotation, cellular component: nucleus. Gene Ontology annotation, molecular function: zinc ion binding; ubiquitin-protein transferase activity; DNA binding. Bases 44 to 1639 code for a protein of 531 amino acids.